Messenger RNA from Ilyonectria robusta, 900 nucleotides. RefSeq lists its product as uncharacterized. Lineage: Eukaryota; Fungi; Ascomycota; Sordariomycetes; Hypocreales; Nectriaceae. The transcript is spliced from 4 exons. The coding region runs from base 1 to 900 and encodes 299 amino acids. The record is from RefSeq and is a predicted model, not a curated record.
AUGAGACUAUCCGUUGCCUUCGCCGCGCUUUGCGCCAUCCCUGCCCUGGCCCUCUCGACUGUUGAACAACGCGGCGAGGAGAAGCGUGGCGGAGAGUUGUACUCUGAGGGUCAUCACCACCCCCACGACCCCCUUCACCAGCAUUAUCGCCCUCACUGGCCUCACCACGAGCACCCGCAUCACUACCACCAUCACAAAGAGUGCGAGCACAAGCACCCUAAGCACCCUCAUCAUCACAAGCUUCCUCACUACCACUGCAAGGAGCACAAGCACUGCAAGCACCAUAGGGAGCACAAGCACUGCAAGGACCACAAGCAUUGCAAGCACCAUAGGGAGCACAAGCAUGUCGAGGACAAGGUUUUGACCGAGCACAUUGUCUGCGGCAAGCUCAACUGUCUUGCCGACAGGGCUGAGGAGAUCACCUACUUUAUCAAGGGCCUCGAGUGUGGCUACGAUGACAACUGCUGGAAGAAGGUCAAGGACGCUCUUUACGAGCUUGAGUUUGAUCUGGACAUCUUUGACAGAACCAUUGACAAGUCGGACCUCAACAAGUGCUUCACCUGCACUGAGGAGUCCAAGAUUGCCUGCUGCUACAAGACCUACGCUGAUGCUUUGAUCCGCCUGCUCCGUCUCAUCAAGGAGAAGAGCGAGUACCUCGAGGGCGAGAUUGACAAGUUUGUCCUCACCGCCGUCAACAGCUUGCGCGCAGCCGACAGCGCCUUCAUUUACGAGCUUGGCCGCCGCCUGCACUGCGAGGAGUCUCUCAAGUCGGUGAUGCACAAGCAGGGUGCCGUCGAGGGAACCACCAAGGGCAGCAUCCAGGAGGCUUUCAGCAAGUUCAUCUUCACGCCUCUGAUUACUGGGGAGCACUUUAAGAACAAGGAGCACCACCACGAGUAA